AUGAAGUUCAAACCCAAAUAUAGAUCAUGUAACAAACCCAAAAAGGGACUGAAAGUAAAAAGUUGUCGUCUCCUUGGUCUCUUUCCUGUUUGCCACCUGAUCCCUAAAGCAGUCGAUGACAUCACUUCCUGCCGUCCCCAGGACUUAAAAAGGGCUUGCAGGUCGAGGGACUUCCCCACACACUGCUUCACUCCGGAAGUGAGGAUGGCCAAUGAAUCUUUUGGCUUGCACCUGGAGCUGACCCUGGACCCCUUUGUGAUUCCCCUCCGUGGGAAAUAUCCCAUAUUUUUCCUCGGGCUGGCUAUUUACUGUUUUGGUGUCUUCUGCAAUCUGACCUUGCUGACUCUGAUUGUGGUGAAGCGCAGCCUUCACAAGCCUGUCUACUUCAUCCUGUUCAGCCUCCCCCUCAACGACCUCAUCGGCAUCACCGCCAUGCUGCCGAAGGUCCUGUCUGACAUUGUGACCGAGACCAACAAGACGUCCUACCCUCUGUGUGUGCUGCAGGCGUUCAUGCUGCACAUGUACGGAGGCGGGAUUCUCUUCAUCCUCGCGGCGAUGUCCUUCGAUCGCUACGUUGCCAUCUGCCUGCCGCUGCGCUACAGCUCGGUCAUGACCCACCGCGCCGUCAUCUGCAUCGUCUCUCUUGUUUGGGGUCUGGACUUCAUCCUGAACAUUUCACUCUUCUCCUUGCAGAUCAGACUCCCUCGAUGCAAGUCUGUGAUCAGGAACGUCUUCUGUGACAACCCGUCUCUUGUUAAACUCACCUGCGGAAACACAGGGCUCAACAACAUCGUCGGCUUGUUCAACACGGCGCUCAUGCAGGUGGUCAGCGUGUCCGUGCAGGCCUUCUCUUACGUGAAGAUCCUGAUCGCCUGUGUCACCAGGAGGAGUGUGGCCAAGACCAAAGCUGUCAACACCUGCGUGGCACAGCUGGUCAUACUCAUCAUUUUUGAGGUUGUGGGAAUGUUCACCAUCUUGUCUCAUCGGUUUAAAAAUGUGUCACCUGACCUGCAGAAGAUUAUGGGCAUGCUGAUCUUCAUCGUCCCUCCUCUUCUGAACCCGCUGGUGUAUGGACUCUACACCAGCGAGAUCCGCAACAACUUGCUCAGCCUGAAGAACAGAGUCUUUGUUUAAAGGAGAAAUCGCAUGCAUGCUCUGGAAAAU
This is a messenger RNA of Synchiropus splendidus (mandarinfish), 1164 nucleotides long. Its product is annotated as olfactory receptor 4E1-like. Gene Ontology annotation, molecular function: G protein-coupled receptor activity; olfactory receptor activity. The record is from RefSeq and is a predicted model, not a curated record. Gene Ontology annotation, cellular component: membrane. Lineage: Eukaryota; Metazoa; Chordata; Actinopteri; Syngnathiformes; Callionymidae. The coding region runs from base 1 to 1134 and encodes 377 amino acids. Gene Ontology annotation, biological process: G protein-coupled receptor signaling pathway. The transcript has a single exon.